AUGGGAAACAAGCGGAACAAGAGGGUUCUAAAGCUCCCUCGAAACUUUGCCUAUACUAAUUCGCCUCUUCUUCGCAGUGGAGCUGGCAUUCAACUCCUCCCUCUCACGCUAGAUUCGGCCCCCUCUUCCUCUCCUGAGACUCACCUACCCGCCUCCUACUCCGAAGCCCUCGCCCCUCCUCCCUGCACCGAAGUCCUCGCCCUUCUGCAUCGAUACCGCUCGCCCAAGAGAACUCCCACACUCGCCCAAUUCGGUGGAGCUGGCAUUCAACUCCUCCCUCUCACGCUCGAUUCGAUCCCCCUCUUCCUCUCCCAAGACUCACCUGCCCGCCUCCUCCCUACAUCGAAGCCCUCGCCCCUCCUCCCUGCACCGAAGCCCUCGCCCCUCCUCCCUGCACUGAAGCCCUCGCCCUUCUGCACCGAUACAGCUCGCCUGCUCUUCUCUCACGCUCGCCCAGAAGCACUCUCGCACUCGCUCGCUUCUCCCUCUCUCCCUCGCGAUUCGGCCUCCCCGCUCUCAACAGAACCAUUCGGCCCCUCUCCUUCUUCUCCCAGUUUCCUCUUCUUGGCUAGACAGAUUCGACCCCCUUCCCCGCUCGCCUCUUCCUCUCCUCACGUCGAACAGGUCGAAGCCGCUUGCCUCACCCUCACGCGCCUGCUUCGUCUUCCCCUCUCCCGGCUGCAUCUGCUCUCCUUUGCAUCGAAGCCCUCGCCUUCCUCUCCCACUCGCCCGCUCGCCUCGCCUCUGCACCAAAACCCGCUCAGCUUGCGUCUCCGUCACACCGAAACUCUCCCAGCAUUCGUCUCCUGCCCUCUGCACCAAGAGCUGCACACCCUUUACACCGAUCCAGCAACAAUCAUUCUUCUACUGGCCUAUAAUAAACAUGCAAGCUUUCCCUUUGUCACAGCAAACUCCAGCCGGCGAACUGCCCUCUGA
Molecule: messenger RNA, 936 nt
Organism: Phalaenopsis equestris
Lineage: Eukaryota; Viridiplantae; Streptophyta; Magnoliopsida; Asparagales; Orchidaceae
Product: wiskott-Aldrich syndrome protein family member 1-like
Exons: 3
Coding region: 1-936 (311 amino acids)
Source: RefSeq, a predicted model, not a curated record